AUGCGGCUAUCUAGAUUCCUCGUCGCUACGUAUCUCCUGCUCGUCGGAAGCGCCUUUGCCCUUCGAGCAGCAACAGGUCACGCCGCCGGCAUCAUGGCCAACGGUGCUCGAGAUCUGAACCAGCCACCUGCAAGACUAGGUCAGAGGGCUCCUCCUGUUCGCGUUGCAAAGACCCGCGUGCGCACGAGGCCAACAAGAGCAAAAGGAUGGUCUGGGAAACGCGAGAAGAGCAAAAAGCCCCCGAAGAAACCCGCGCCAGCUCCAGGGCCUCCGAGCCAAGAUCUCCUGCGCGGCGGGAAAUGCGGGAAAGGACUCGGGAAUAGCGCUGGACACUGUUCAUUUGUCGUAAACCAGAAGCGCACAUUCCUCCCCUGCUGCCCUGAGGAAAAGCUGAAGACAAUGAUGCGAACUGUCGCGAGCGCAGCCCUUCUUGUUGGGCAAGCUUUCGCAUAUGACCAGCUCCUCAACUUCAAAGCUGCGCCUGUAUACGAAAACCGCUCUCUGGACGAAAUUCACCAAGCUGCCCUGAAGGAAGGCGGAGUUGUCACCGUAUGGCACGGUGGUGAUGAGGCCAAUCAGCAGGACGCGCUUAAGCAAGCUUUCGAGACCCGGUUCCCAGGAAUGACCCUGAACAUUACUGUCGAUCUCUCUAAGUAUCACGAUGGUCGUCUCGAUCAGCAGCUUGGAGAGGGUAAUGUCUAUGUUGACAGUAUUAUCCUCCAAACGCUCCAUGACUACCCCCGUUGGGCUCAGGAAGGCGCCCUGUUGAGCUACGCCCCCGUCGGCUUCGAUCAGAUUGAACACUCCUUCAAGGAUGACACUGCUGCCUGGUAUGGCCUGUAUGUCUUCUUCUGGUCUGGGGCUUUUAACACCGAGAAGCUGCCUGGGAUCGAACCUCCUGUUGAAUGGAAUGACUGGCUGCGCCCUGAGUUCAAGGACAAGCUUGUCAUCACCUACCCGAACGACGAUGAUGCUGUGACAUGGGCAUUCUAUCUUGUGAUGCGUCAAUAUGGCACUGAAUGGUUUGAUAAGGUGAUCGCUCAGAACCCUCGCUGGGUCAGGGGAACCCAGACUCCCAGCACCCUGGCCAGCGCCGCCAACAGCACCUCUGCCGCCUUCUUCGCAGGUUUCGGGGGCUUCGGCUCCAGGGGCAACCUCAACUUCACGGUCCCCACGGAGGGCAAGUACGUCUCGUGGCCCCAGACCGGCGCCAUCCUCAAGGACGCCCCCCACCCGGAGGGAGCCAAGCUCCUCCACAACUUCAUCCUCACGCCCGAGUACCAGCAGGCAACCGGCCUGUGGCCUGUCCGUCGGGACGUCGCCCCUCCUGCCGGGUUCCCUGAUCUCUGGACCGCCAACGCCACGAACCCGGCUGAGUUCGCCCGGUUCAUGGCUGAUCGUCCUCUUGUUGAGAGGUUGAGGUUCUUCUUCGAGGCUAAGCUUGGUACUGCCGUGGGUCUUGACCCUAUCGAGGAUGAUAUUUAG
Molecule: messenger RNA, 1485 nt
Organism: Clonostachys solani
Lineage: Eukaryota; Fungi; Ascomycota; Sordariomycetes; Hypocreales; Bionectriaceae
Source: the annotation of a GenBank genome assembly